This is a messenger RNA of Protopolystoma xenopodis, 732 nucleotides long. The record is from the annotation of a GenBank genome assembly. NCBI's taxonomy places the organism in Eukaryota, Metazoa, Platyhelminthes, Monogenea, Polystomatidea, Polystomatidae.
AUGAAGGCGAAUGAUGAAGAGAUUCGGGAGUCGAUCUCAUCUGGGGACGACGGCUUAUUCCCAUUGUGCUGCAGCCGUUUGGCUGUCGUUAAGUUUAAUGAUUUUAUUGACAGUUUCUCAGUAAGUCCCUCUUAUCCAUUAUCCCAAUGCCUUUUAUACGAAAUAACCCUCACCACAGUGUGUCACCUUAAACUCAUUCAACCCGAAGUUCUGAUCCAAUGCUUGGUGCCCGACUUUCGGGACCACCUGACUUCCGUGCGUACUGUGGUCGAGUCAGGCCUUCAGGUGUACGCGCACAAUAUCGAAAAUGUUGAAUCUCUGCAGGCAGCGGUUCGUGACCCACGCGCUGGUUGUGAAGAAAACCGCCAAAGUACUCCGUGGCUCACAAAAUCCAGUUUGACGCUUGGCUUCGGAGAGAAGGACCCUGAGGCAAUGGCAGUCUUACGUGAUCUAAGAGCAGCUGGAAUCGACUGUCUCACUAUAGGCCAAUACAUUCAGCCAACCAAGCGACAUCUAAAGGCUCGUGAAUAUCUUCAUCCGGACCGUUUCGCCCACUGGAAGACUGUGGCCGACCAACUCGGCUUCCUCUAUACGGCCAGUGGCCCUCUAGUCCGCUCCUCUUAUCGGGCAGGUGAAUUUUACAUAGACAACAUAAUUCGGAAGCAGACUCAACCAGCAAAUUCUGUGACAGUCUCAGCCUCACCCCAUGAUGCAACGACAAGGAUUGUUUGA